AUGAAAUCGGUAGCUAUUCAGGAAGCUAUAACAGUUGCUAGACUGAAAGCUAAAAAAAUAACUUGGUCCGGAUUUGGCUUCUCAGUUUUAGCAUCAGAGCAGAAACUUUACGGCGGUGGCGUUGAUAUUUUUAGCAACGAUUUAAAUAAUAGGAAUUAUUGGAAUGAAGGCAUUUGCUUGAAUACUAAUGCCAAAAAAGAGCAGUUUGGUACCAUAAUAAGCGUUGCAGCUGGUCGACGACAUUUUCUGGUUGCAUCCAAAAAAGCAGUUUAUGCAUUUGGUGAUAACGCUCAUGGGCAGUGUGGACAGGAUCCUGAAAAUGUGCCCUUCGUAAGACUGGAAAAUAAGCCAUUUCAAAAAAUUAUGAUUCCUUCGGAUUCAAAAAUUGCUGAAAUACAUUGCACGCUAGAUACAUCAUUCAUCAUUCUGGAUUCUGGUGAAGUGUUUUCAUUUGGAUUAGGGACAGAUGGACAGUUGGGACGUGGAAUAUGUAAUUAUGAUUGGCGGUGUCUACCAAUUGAAGGUGAUUUGAAAGGAAUGAAGGUAGCAGCUUUAAAAGGAAGUACGGAUACUUUGAUGGCGGUGACAGAAAGCGGUGAAUUAUUCAUGUGGGGACAGAAUGAAUACGAACAGAUGCAUCCAUUUGUGAAGGAUAUUCAAAGUGGUUUUCCAUGUGAAAUUCGUCUUUCCAUGGAGAAAAUUAUAGCAGCAGAUUCCACAGCAACUUCUUGCAUAGCAUUAAGUAGCAAUAAUCAAGUUUAUGUUUGGGGUUUUGGAAUCCUCGGUAUGGGACCCUAUGUUACAUCAUUACGACGACCGGCACUUCUGGAAAAUAAUCUUUUCAGCGGCGGUCCGAAUGAUUCGGGUAAAGUGAAGAAAGUUUUUGCUGGUAAUUCUUCGAUGUUUGCAAUUUCAAAAAUGGAUAAUCUCUUUUCUUGGGGUCUUAAUAGGUUCUCUCAUUUAGGUCUUUCACAUGACAAAGAUCAAUAUUUUCCAUUUCAAGUUGAUGUAAUGAAAAAACCAUUAGAUGUAUCCGUUGCACCUGAUCAUGUAUUGUUUUUGAUGAGGUGA
Molecule: messenger RNA, 1071 nt
Organism: Brugia pahangi
Lineage: Eukaryota; Metazoa; Nematoda; Chromadorea; Rhabditida; Onchocercidae
Source: the annotation of a GenBank genome assembly